AUGGAUCAAUCAAAUGUUGGUGUCAUCAAGCAACACGUUGAGAAACCUGAGAAAUUCAAGGGAGUUGAUUUCAAACGUUGGCAACAGAAAAUGUUGUUCUAUUUGACAACUCUGAACUUGAGUCAUGUGAUUACUUCUGAGGCCCUUAAAGCUCCAGAAGAGGGAGAUAUUCCUGCAGAAAUUCUGCAGGCUGUAGAAGCCUGGACUCACAAUGAAUUUCUAUGCAGGAACUACAUUCUGAAUGCUUUAGAUGACUCUCUGUAUGAUGUUUAUUCAUCAUAUAAGAUAGGGAAAGAACUGUGGGAGUCUUUGGACAAGAAGUAUAAGUCUGAAGUGGCAAGUUCCAAGAAGUUUGUAAUUGGAAAAUUUCUGAAUUACAAGAUGAGUGACGCAAAGUCUGUUGUCAAACAAGUUGAAGAACUCCAAGUGAUUGUUCAUGAGUUAGAUAAAGAAAAUCUUGGUUUGAAAGAAGGUUUUGUGGUUGGCUCUAUAAUAGAGAAAAUGCCUUCAGAUUGGAAGGACUUUAAGAUUUAUCUGAAGCAUCUAACUGAGGACAUGAGCAUAGAUCAAUUGAUUCUCAAACUGCGUGUGGAAGAGGAUCAUCGUAGAAAUGAGAAGUAUGAUGUCUCAUCGUUGGAGGCAAAAGCCAAUGUUGUGGAAGGAGGUGACUCACACAAGGUAAGGCAUAAUCAGAAAAACAAAGGCAAAGAUUUUGCAAAGAAAGCACUCACGGCUGUGAAAGGGAAAACCUUCAAGAAAAUCAAAGGAGGUUGCUGGGUUUGUGGAAAGACAGGUCAUAGGGCAAAGGAAUGCCGCCACAAGAAGGAUCAGAAUUCUGAGAAUUCCAAUCAAGCAAACGUUGCAGAAGACAAGUUUGUUGCAGUUGUAUCUGAAGUCAAUUUAUUAACUAAUUCCAAUGACUGGUAA
Malus domestica (apple) is the source of this 927-nucleotide messenger RNA. The record is from RefSeq and is a predicted model, not a curated record. NCBI's taxonomy places the organism in Eukaryota, Viridiplantae, Streptophyta, Magnoliopsida, Rosales, Rosaceae.